Molecule: messenger RNA, 9182 nt
Organism: Paramecium sonneborni
Lineage: Eukaryota; Ciliophora; Oligohymenophorea; Peniculida; Parameciidae
Source: the annotation of a GenBank genome assembly
AUGUAAAAAAAUAGUCUAAGUUUGCUAAUAGCUCUUCUCCUAGCUUUAUUUGAGUAUUGCAUUAAAUUAUUAAAGAUAAGUUUAUUCAAGUUGCAAUUACAUAAGCACAGACUCUACAAUUUUAAGCUUGCUUAAUCCAUAGCUAGAAAUAGAUGUUGAAUUGGAACAUGAGAUUUUCAACUCUUAAAAAAAUAUUGGGUAUGGUUUAUGGUUUAAAUAUUAACCUUUCCUUCCAAUCUCAGAUAUAAGUAUUAAAUCUUAAUGAUAGGUCUCCUCAAGGUUAUUACAAUAUUGGUAAAGUAUCAUCAGAGUAGUUCAUAUAUCUUCUAUAGUAAAAAGAAACAAAAUUCAAUUUGUUAACUUUUUAUAUUUCUAUUUCUGAUGAAACAUAGACCAUUACUCAUAAUGUAUUUUAUUCAUUUAAAACAAAAAUUGAUACUUUAGUAUUUAAUUUUGAACAUGAAAAAUAUGAAGGACAAUGGAUGUUAUUUUAUUUCUAUUUUAAUCUGUAAUCAGAAUAAACCACUAUAGGAUUCUAUUCAUUGGAAUAAACAAUGAAAACGAAAACAUAGAUUUUAAAUGACAUACCUGCUCUUGUGAAAAAUAUUAGACAUUAAAUAGGAGGGAAAUAUGAGAUAACAAAUUAAAUAGGAGAAAAUUUAAGCUUAACCUAGUUUAUCGGAAGAUUGUCAACAAUUUUCAGUUAGGGGUCAGUAAAUAUAUUUUAAGAUUUUGAGACAUUUUUAUUAGUAUGUACAAUUGAAUCUGAGUGUUAAGAAUCUACUUAUACAAUAUCAAGUAUCUUUUAAGCAUUUUUGGGAUAGAGCUAUUAAUUUGGUAGUACAAGUGUAUUUGAAUAUCCAAUAUAUGUAAUAAAAGGAUGGUUAAAAUUAUAGCCAUUAGAGAAAUCACCCCUUGAUACUGUGAUAUUUAGAGUCACUAUAAAUCAAAACUACUAAAAUGACACCUAAAUUGGAGAUAAAGCUUUAUAUUUGCAAUAUCAUUAAAAUACCAUCCCAGAAUCAAAUGGGUUUUCAAUAAGUACUUAUUCAUACGAUUUUCCGACUUUUAACAGAUACAAAAGUACUGCUGCUGAUGUCAUAAGUGAUUUUGGAGCUUAAUAUUUGGAAUUACUUGUUAAGUGGCAUUAUAUUUAAUAUGAAAUCGGAACAAAUAAUAAUCAAGGUCAACCUAUUUUUCAGAUAUAUUUCCCAUCAUAAAUUGAGAAUUAGAAAAUUUUCUAAUGGAAAAAUUACAUCAAACAUUUCACAGGAACUAAAAUGUAUUUUUAUGUUGGAGGGGAUAAAUAAAGUAAAAAUUUUUUAAAAGGACACAUCAGUGAUAUGUAGUUAAUCUCUUAUUGCAAGACUCCUAUUAUUACACUAUUCCCAAACUGUCAUUACUCAUGUCUUACUUGUGAUGGUCCUAAUAAUAACAACUGCUUAUCUUGUCCAUAAAAUAGUCAAAGAAUCUAAUCUGUAAACUAAAAGAUAUGUUCUUGUAAAAAAAGAUAUUUAGAUAUUGAAAAUCAAUCAAUUUGCAAACCAGUAUCGGAAAUCUUUCCAUAAAUGACAGAAGUGGAAUUAGAAUUGAAUUGUCCUCAGGGUUAUGAUGUCUGUACUGAAGAGUAAAUAGUUUGUUCAUUUGGUUAUUUCUUCUAUUAAAACUAUGGAAUAGAUUUUAGAGGAUAAUGCUUAAAAUGGUAUCAUAUUAAUAAAUUUUAGUCCUGGCUAUUCAUCAUUAAAUACAAGAAGUUUGAUUUUGUGUUCCAAUUGUAUUUUUGACCAAUCAUCGUUUCAUUAUUUAAUGUGUGUAGAAGAUACAAUUACAUAUUAGUCUAAUGAAAACUUUUUGUAUUACACAGUCAAAAGAAAGAACAUAGAUAUAGAAUAAUAUUAAGCAAUUAAAAAUUUAAAUGGAGAUUAUGAAUUAAUUCUAAAGUAGGGAUUUUAUGAUUUUGUUGAUUGUAAAAAAGGAUACUUUAAAAAAUGAGAAUUGUAUUUCAUGUGCCAAAGGAUGCCAAACUUGCCAAUAUGAAUUGGUUUGCGAAACAUGUUUUCCUGGCUAUAUUUUAUCAGGAGAUUAUUUAUGUAUACAAUGUCCAGGGUGUUCAGAUUGUACUAUAUUUUUGGAAAAGGUUUAAUGCAAGAUGUGCGCAACUAGAACAUAUCUGUCAUCAAAUGGAGCUUGUAUAUCUUGUGGACAAAAUUGUUCGAGCUGUGAUUCAAAUGGGAUUUGUCAAUAUUGUGAUGAUCCAUCAAAGUAUUUUAAAACAUUUGAUGGUCAUAAUUGCCAAAUUUGUAGUAUUACCGAUUGUAUUUAUUGCUUUUAAUACUACCUUAAAAAUGGGAUUACUUAUACAACUCUUGAUAUUAAUUAUGAAAUCCUUGAAUAAAAUUAAGAAUCAUUCUACAUAGGAUGUGCACUCUGUUAAGCCAAUCUUUAUUAUAAUUAAAUAACAUUGUCAUGUGAAGAAAAACCUCUUAUAUCUUCAACAUAUGAUAAUUGCACUUUCGGCCUGAUCAUCAAUUCUUUUGGUAAAAGUGAAUGCUUAAUUAGUUCUACAAGUAAAAUUUCUACUUAAAAUACAGAUUGUUAAUCAAUCUCAAACUGCUAACAAUGUAUCAAAAGAUACAGUUAAUUCUUUACUUUUUGUAUAAUUUGUGAAGAUGGGUUUUAUUCAUCAACAUUAAAUGGUUAAUGUUUAAAAUGUGAUUCUAAUUGUAAGACUUGCGUUUAAUAAAGUUAAACUUAUUAAGAUUAUUGGAAAUGGAAUAUAAAGGCUUAUUAUAAAUAUGUAUUCAAUUACGAUGAUUCACACUCUUUCGAAACAUAUGCUGUAGAAAUUUUCAAAAAUGAUUUUGAAGUAGUUUGCACAUCCUGUCCUUUGGGGUUUAUUUUGAAUAAAUUUAAGUGUAUAAAAAAUUGUGAUUUGGAAUGCCUUAAGUGCGUAAUAAUAAAUGAAGUUGCCACAUGCGUAUAAUGCUUGGAAACUCCAUAUGGAUUUUAAAAAAGUUUAGAUUCAAAUGGAAAAUGUUUAGCUUGUCCAAGCAAUUGUGGAGCCUGUUUAGAUAGGACUAACUAUGGAAUUGAGUUAUUUAAUCCAAAUUUCAUAACAUCGACAACGAAUCUAAAAUAUACAAGAAUUUGUUAUGAACAAUUCCAUUUAGAUUCCUUUGAAGGUUACUACUUCAAUGACCAAUCAUUAAAAACUAUCACUUUUUGUGAAAAAUAUAAUAAAUGCUAUCAUAAAGUUAUUUUUGUAAAUAACAUUUAUUGUUCUUAAAACCAUUUUAAUAGAGUUGCGGCUAGUUUUACAGGCGAAACUUUAGAUGCUUUUAAGAAGAGCAAUAUUUAUAUAUCUGAUCUCUUUGAAAAGGGUUAUUUAUCUGCUGUUGAAACAUUCGAAUUAUUUUAGUAUCUGAAUGAGAAAGUUAUUAGAGAAGUAGUCUUUGAAUAUACUCUAAUUUAGGAUUAGGGAGAAGUUUGCAUCAUUCCAUAAGAGUCAAACCUCUUUUCAAAAGUUCAAUAAAAUGUCUUUACUGUUUAAAGUGUUAGCCUAUUAUUUAUUGGGCAAAAAUUCCCAACCACUGUAAUUGUAGAGAAUGUAGUAUAUUUGAGAAACUUUACAACAAUUACUUUUAAAAAUUUACAAUUUGCUAAAGACAAUUUUAUUGAAUUAGGAUUUACUUUGGAAAAUACAAAAAAUUUUGAAAUUUUAGAUUGCAUUUUUACUUAAAUUGCAGGUAUCAAUAAAUUUUAUAGGUUCUUCUUUUACCCUUAUAUUGAUUCUUUGAGUAUCAUAAAUUUAAUAAUAGAAAACCUAAAAACAUAAGAUUGGGUUUAGAUAUUUCAAUUCAAUUUUUAAUUAAAAUCUAAAAUUAGUGUUGUAAAGUUAAUCAAUUUAAAGAUAAUCAAUUCAUAUUUUUAUUCUUUCCGUUUAUUCUACUUUGAGGGAGGGGGCUUUAAUAUUAUAAUGAAAUAUAUAAACAUCACUAAUACAACAUUUGAACAUUUCUCUUCCUUUAUUUAUUUAAGUACAGAUGGAUCCUUUUAUGAUUCAUAUUUAUUGACCCAAGAAGUUAAACUAAAUGCAGUAACAAUUAACGAAGAAUCUGUUUUGUUUUAUUUUUAAGGAGAAGGUGAAAAUUAAUCUUAACUAAAAGGUUUAAUUGUUUUAGAUUGUAUUAUUUCUUAAUAAUCAUAUCUUUAUAAUUCCAAUAACUUUGAAUUACAAAAUAUAUAUAUAAGCAAUACAAAUAUUAUUAAUAGCACAAUAUUUAGUAAUAAUGCUUUUUCAUCAAGAAGAUUUUAUUUCGAAAUAAUUCGUAAUGCUUCAAUUAUUAAUUGCACAAUUGAAAAUGUUUAUUACAAUGAACAACAAGCUAUCAUACAUUUAAUUUCAGUAUAAGCAAUAUCGGCUCUAAAUAUUUAAAUAAAGUUAUUUAAAUUAUUGAAAAGUAGGAGCACAAUAAACAUAGAAUAUAAUGACAUUUAUAACAAAAAAUCGAUUAUUUAUAUAUAAUGCUAAGUUUGUAUAUUGGAAGAUGUGGAAAUUGAAAGAGAGUAUGGUCUGCCGGAAAUAACAAUUUUAAAUUCUAAGAAAUUAACAUUAAAUAGAAUCAAAUUUACUUAAUCAAUUUUAUUUCGCUCUAAAACACUUCAUAAAUCAGUCGAUUGCAUGUUAAAUUAUGCAUUAUACAACAACAUGUACUUUUAUUUAUACAUAGGAUUCUAUCAUAAUAUUACAAUCAAUAAUUUAGAAAUUAUUGAUUCUAUUACUUAUAACAACCCUUUCAUAAUUAUUAAAGCACACGAUAUAACUGACAAAAUACAAAAGGAAUACAUCAAUAUCCAGAAUAGUAGAUUUGAAUCCAACAUGUUAGUUAUAACAAAAAGAAACACAAUAUCUUCGAUUAUAUCAUUAUUUUCUGAAUAAAACUGCUAGAUAAAUAUAAGCAGAGUUGUAUUUAACAAUAAUCAUUUAAAUUAAUACAUUUAAGAUUUGACAAGAUAAUCUGCAUCUACUUUAUUAAUCCAACUAUAAUAGGGUAAUGUUUAAAUAUCUAAUACAAUUUUCAAAUAAAAUAUUGUGACAAAUUCAACUGAUUCAAUAUUAUAUAUUAAAUCAAUUAAUGUUUUAUUUCAAAACAAUCAGUUUUUUAAAAAUAAUAUUUUAGAAAUUUAGAAUUUUAUUAAGAAUGUAUUAUUAUUUGAAGAUGGUUAAUAUAAUGGAAGGAGCCUAAUGUAAGCAUUUCCAAUUAAUUCAAAAGGUGGAAAUGGUUAGAUAUUUGCAAAUAAAAUCUCAAUAUUUAAUACAUCAAUCAAUAAUUCUUUUUCAUUGUUUGGAGGUGGAUUCUAUCUGGUAGCAUUAGAUACAGGCACUAUCCUGAUUGAGAAUUCAAUUUUUUAAAAUACUUUAACUAGUUUAGCUAGUUCAUCAUUUUCAACAGGAGGUUGCCUCUACAUAGAUGCCUAAUUAUCAAAAUUACAUCUUCAAAUAUAUUCAACAACUAUAGAAAAUUCAUUUAGCAGAGUUUAAGGAGGUGGCAUCUAUAUUGUACCUUCAGAACAAGAAAAUUUUGUUACUCUUCAAAAUUUAACCGUAAUAAAUUGCUUUUCCAUUUAAUAUGGUUUCUUCUCAUACUUAUAAUCAAGUCUUUAAAGUAUAAACUCCAAAGUUCAAUUUAGUAGAGCAUAAUUUAUGGUGACACAAGCAGGUUUCAUGAAAUUUUUGUCUCUAUUAGAAUCUCCUACAAAAAUGGAUGUAGGUUUUAUAAGAACUAACAACCCUCUGAUUAAAAUAAAAUUUGGAUCUAUCUUGAUGAAAAAUUGCAGUUUUAUUUCAACCCAUAUUUAAUUUUUGAUAGAUAUUGAAUUUGCUCACAAUAUUUUGAUAAAAGAUAUGUACAUUAUAAAUUCAACAAUCUUAUUUUCUCCUUUGAUUAGAUUAAGUUUAAGAUAAUGUAAUAAUUUAUCAUUAUUAAGUAGAGUCAUCUGGAUAUAUUUUGAUCAUUAAUAUUAACGCAGAAAAUGUGCAAUAGCACACAAAUUAUUCAGAUUUAGGGUGUUAAAUUUCAACAAAGCCAUCACUUUCAUCUUUAGAAUGUAAAGGAGGUAUCCCAUAAAAAAAUCUCAUUGUUGAUGAUUAUAAUUAGUACAAUUCUCAAGUAAUUAACCUUACAUCACUUGAACAGGAAUAAUAAUAAUUAUGUAACUAAAAGGAAGUUUAUUAAUAAGCAAAUUAUAGUUUUAGCUUGUUUGAGAUUGAUAACUUGAAUCAAACUCAUAGAUUAGAAGUUUAAGGAUUAAAUUUUGAUUCUAUCAGAUGUGUAUCUUGUACAUAUGGCAUCUUAAGAAUUAAGGAUAUAUUUUAAUCAUAAAUUGAAAACAUAUUUUUUAAUAACAUUAAAAUCUUAAAUAGUUAAUGCGGAUAAACAGGAUGUCUUUCAUUUAUAUAAUCAGAAGAUGACCCUUUUUUUAGAAGGGAUUUAUUAACAAAUAGGAGAAGAAUACUUCAGAAACACGAUUACAUAAAUUUAAUCUAAUAAUUAGGAUAUUAAGCUAGAAUAAUUAAUAGUAAGUUUUUUAAUAACUAUGCAACAUUUGGAGGAGCAGUUUUUAUUGUUUAAACAAAAAUAAUAAUUCAUAAUUGCUUAUUUGAAAGUAAUAAAGCUGAAAUGGGAGGGGCAUUUUAUUAUUUUUCAAAUGAAUCAUCAAUGAUAAUCAUUGAAAGUCAAAUAAUUGAAAACCAAGCUAAAAUUGCUGGAGGAUUAUAUUUGAAUAAAUAGUAACUUCAGGAAACAGUGCUAUUAAAUGUAUUUUUAUUCAAUAAUAAUUCAACUUUAUUUGGAUCUGAUGUUUCUGAGAAUCCAAGAUCUUUGACAAUAUCUAUAGAUGGAGGGUAGACCUUUUUAACUAAAAUUAAAGUAAAAUAAAGUCCAACUAUGAUUAUUGAUAAAAUAGUAGUCAAUCCUUAUAAGGUUUUGGGAUAAUCUGAAAGAGUAAAAUAUUUAACAUUACCUUCUGGUAGAUAAAUAUUUUCUUACAAAUUCUUUGAUUUAUUACAAUCAGAAUAUAUUCCAUAUAAUCUAUCAUUCCGUAUUAUCGCUCUUAAUAAAUAAAACACCCAAGAAAAAAAAUUAGCUGGAACUACUUGCACUUAGACUCCAACAAUAAUCAACACUACUAGUGGAGAAGCAGUCCAAGGAUUAAUGGGGACUUUAUCCUACAAUAAAGUAAAAUUUAAUGAAAAUACUGGUGAUUACAAUCUAGAUGAUUUAAUUAUCUACUUCAACCCAUCUUAUGAUGAUGAUAUUAUCUUAAGAUUAAACAUCUAGUGUAGUAUUAUCUUAAUUCCAUAAUAUGAAGUUACUCCUCCUUAUUUAAUUAAGAAUUAUAUAUCAAAUUAUAAUUUGCUAGUAGAUAUCAAAACUUUCUAGUGUUAAUUAGGAGAAUUCUUAAAUGCAACUUCUGGAGGCUGUACUUUGUGUGACAUAAUUUAAGGUCAAUUCUCAGUAUAAAGGGGUGCUUAGAGUUGCAGUUAUAAAGAUGAUCAAAAAAUAAAAUCCAUAAAAUCUUCAAUGAUUGAAUUAAGAAAUAGUUAUUGGAGAGCAUAUUAUUAUAGCUUAACUAUAGAAUAUUGUUACCACAUGACUUUAAAUUGUGUUGGAGGAUGGCAAUCAGGUGAUAAAUCUUGUGCAGCCGGACACAUAGGUGCUUUAUGUGAAUAAUGCGACUUAUAUAAUAUUCGAGGAGAUGGGUCUUACUCUGUAAGUUCUUUAUAUUCAUGUGGUAGCUGCGAAGAAAUUUCUGGAAAUGUCUUAGCUAUAGUUUCCAUCAGCAUUUGGACCCUUGUUUCAAUUUUUAUGUCUGUCAGCAGUACUGUUGAUAUGAUUGAAGAAUAUAUGAUUGGAUUUCGAUUGUCUGCUCUAGGAGUUGCUGUUGCUAUAAAUUAAAUUUCUACUGCUAUGUUAAUUAAGAUAUUCACAAACUAUCUAUAAAUCAUUUCAACUAUUAGCACAUUUUAACUUUAAGUUCCUUCAUAACUGACAUCAAUAGUUAAUAGUGUUGGCAAUCCAAUCGAAUAAAUGGCCUAUUCUCUCGAUUGCUUUUUAAUAAAUGUUUCUGAUAUUCCAAUUAUUUACUUUAGAAUUAUCUGGAGUCUAAUUAUGGCAUUUUCAUAUAUAACACUGUUUAUUACUUUCGGUGGAAUAGCAAUAAUGCUUAAUUUAGCUAAAUACAAGUUCUCAUAUAUUCCUACAGCUUUUAUUUAUGUUUUUAUCUACUUACAACCUACUUUAAUAGGAAGUUUAAUCUCUUAAAUAUCCUAUAGAGUAAUUUCAGAUGAAUAUUGGAUUCAAGGUAACGUUGCCUAUCGUUAUGAUACAGAGCAUCAUGUUAAAUGGUUAUUAGCCUUUUGUAUUCCCUUAUUGUUAUUCUUUGGAGCCAUAAUUCCUGCUUAUUUGUGGUAUGGAGUUAGAAAAAAUUUACAUUGUUUGAAUAGCACUAAAGUAAGAUAAAUUUGGGGCUACCUUUAUAGUGAAUAUAAAUUAUAUGCUUAUUAUUGGGAAACCAUCAAAAUUGUUUAGAAAGAAUUAAUCAUAAUUGUAUUAGCUUAUUAUGAGGAUUACAUUCCUAUUAAAGCAUCCCUUGUAUUUUUAGCUUUAUUUGGAUAUAGUUUUCUAGCUACUGCAAAAAAACCUUAUAACUCUAACGAUCUUAAUUACUUAGACUCAAAAUCGACUGUUGCCUGUGCAGUCUCAUUCAUAUUAGCCAGCUCUAUUUAUACAGCCUAAUCAUCAAAUAUUUAGGAAAUUGUUUGGCCAUUCUAUAUAAUUAUUGGAAUUUUAAAUGCCUUAUUUAUAGUAUAAAUGCUCAUUAAAAUAUUAUCUGCCUAUUUUGUGAAAUUGAGCGAUUAAAUCGAUAAAGUAAAGAAUUUUAUUAAUCAUCAUUUUCCUAAUUUAAUUAUUAGGUAUCCAUUUAUAGCUAAAAUAUUGGAAAGUAGAAAGAAAAAAUUAGAAAGAAUUAAAUGUAGAUUUGGUAAAUUAAGAACUUAUCUCAGAACUUAAGCUAAAAAGAGAAUAGGAUUGAGAAAGGAAUAAAUAAUCAUAUAUUGUAAAAUGAAUAAUUCAGAAUACUUAAGAAAAAACAACCCAAAUAUGUCGAGUAAGAUAGGUUGA